This is a messenger RNA of Lodderomyces theae, 492 nucleotides long. It is a transcript of the gene VMA11, whose product is annotated as H(+)-transporting V0 sector ATPase subunit c'. NCBI's taxonomy places the organism in Eukaryota, Fungi, Ascomycota, Pichiomycetes, Serinales, Debaryomycetaceae. Gene Ontology annotation, biological process: proton transmembrane transport. The record is from RefSeq and is a predicted model, not a curated record. Gene Ontology annotation, cellular component: proton-transporting V-type ATPase, V0 domain. Gene Ontology annotation, molecular function: proton-transporting ATPase activity, rotational mechanism. The transcript has a single exon. Bases 1 to 492 code for a protein of 163 amino acids.
AUGUCAGAAUCAUUAGGAGAUGAAUAUUACCCAUCUUUUGCUCCAUUUCUUGGGUUUGGUGGAUGUGCAGCCGCAAUGAUGUUGUCUUGUGCUGGUGCUGCCAUUGGUACAGCCAAAUCAGGAAUCGGUAUUGCUGGUAUUGGUACUUUCACUCCUGAGUUGAUUAUGAAGUCUUUGAUUCCAGUGGUCAUGUCAGGUAUAUUAUCAGUUUAUGGAUUGGUGGUUGCCGUGUUGAUUGCUGGGGGGUUGUCACCAACGGACAAGUACUCGUUGUUUAACGGAUGCAUGCAUUUGGCAUGUGGAUUAACCGUAGGGUUUGCAUGCUUGGCAUCGGGAUACGCAAUUGGUAUUGUUGGCGACGAAGGGGUCAGACAGUUUAUGCACCAACCAAGAUUGUUUGUUGGAAUAGUGUUGAUUCUUAUCUUUGCUGAAGUCUUGGGUCUAUACGGCAUGAUUAUUGCGUUGAUUUUGAAUACAAAGGGAAGUGGAUAA